CUCUCUCUCUCCGAGGAAGCUCUUCACUUUCUGUCAUGGAAGAAGUUCAAGAAAAGCGCCUGCAAAUUACAGAAUCAGAUCAGAUAGCCAAAGAAGCAAACUCCACAGAAUCUUCAGAAACAAUCAUCAACGAAGCAAGAAUCACCCACAAAACAAAUUACAAGAAGUGGUUUAAAAUCUCUCUCUACAUAAUCUUUCUCCUCUUAGGACAGUCAAUAGCAACCCUCCUCGGAAGACUCUACUUUGACAAAGGAGGCAAAAGCAAAUGGCUUGGAACCUUAGUCCAAUUAGCAGGCUUCCCCAUCCUCCUUCCUUAUUACAUCAUAACAGCAACCAAACAGAAAACAAACGUUUCACAACCAAAACAACCAACUCUGUCGAAACUUGCUCUUGUUUAUGUCUCAUUGGGCCUGUUCUUAGCUGCAGAUUGCUACUUGUUCUCCAUUGGCCUCAUGUACCUCCCUGUUUCCACUUAUUCCCUCAUCUCAGCCUCACAAUUGGCCUUCAAUGCCAUCUUCUCCUUCUUCCUCAACUCCCAAAAGUUCACUCCUCCAAUCAUCAACUCCCUUGUUCUUCUGACCAUCUCCUCCACCCUCCUUGUCUUUCAAACAGACUCAGAGGGCUCAGCCACUAACAUGGCCUCUAAGGCUAAAUACACCAUUGGGUUUAUCUGUACCGUCGCUGCAUCAGCAGGCUAUGGCCUGGUGCUUUCUUUAACGCAGCUGUUCUUCAACAGGGUCAUCAAAAGUGACUCGUUCAAGGCCAUUGUGGACAUGAUUGUGUUCAGGUCGUUUGUUGCCUGUUUGGCCAUUGUUGUGGGGCUUUUUGUGAGCGGAGAGUGGAGGGGUUUAAAGAGGGAGAUGGAUGAGUUUGAGUUGGGGAAAGUGUCGUAUGUUAUGACUGUGAUUUGGACUGCCAUUUUGUGGAAAGUUUAUACUGUUGGGUGUGUGGGUUUGAUAUUUGAGGUUUCUUCUCUGUUCUCGAAUGCUGUGUGCGUUCUGGGUUUGCCUAUUGUUCCUGUUGCGGCGGUGAUAUUCUUUCAUGAUGGGAUGAGUGAGCUGAAAGGCGUGGCCAUGGCGUUGGCGGUUUGGGGUUUUGUUUCCUAUGUUUAUCAGCAGUAUCUCGAUGAUUUCAAGUCCAAGAAAGUGAAGAAAGAUGGACAAAUGAGCUAGGAAUUAGGAUAAGGAGCAUAAAUGCAUUGUAAUAUUUUUAUAAUGGAAAUUAUAGAACUAUUAAAAUGAGGCUUAUUGCAAUACAAAAUUUUAACUUCUUUUUUCCUCAA
Messenger RNA from Momordica charantia (bitter melon), 1282 nucleotides. Its product is annotated as putative purine permease 10. The record is from RefSeq and is a predicted model, not a curated record. Lineage: Eukaryota; Viridiplantae; Streptophyta; Magnoliopsida; Cucurbitales; Cucurbitaceae. Gene Ontology annotation, cellular component: membrane. Gene Ontology annotation, molecular function: purine nucleoside transmembrane transporter activity.